AUGCGAUCUUUAGUGUCAUUUAACUCGGACGAGCCGCCACGAGACAUCUAUUCGUUGGUAGACGAGACUGGCGGUGGUAUCCUUGUGCCAUGGAUAAAAUACGCGCGUUCGUCUGGCGACUUCAACAUCCUCGAGGAGUACCUGGAUACCGCUGUACGUUCCUGCAUGUACAAUGGCGGCAAGGGAAAAUUGGUGGCGAUAUCGGAACUGGUGAGGCGGAGAAACGACCAGAGGAAUGCCCUCCUAGGAGCCCUCAGAAGAAAGAAGGGACGUGGUAAAGGUACCCCAAAUAUUCUCGAUGACGUCAAUCAAGAGGGGGAGGGUGGCAUUCUAAAAGCUCUAAAAGUCCUUGACGGUGCUAAUUUUAACGGCCAAAAUAAAAUCAUACGCUACCGAGAAAUUGUUUGGGAUAUUAACCUCCGGGGUAAGGUGGAGCGUAUUGUAAAACCAUACAAUUUUAAGGCUAUUGUCAAUGAAGACCAAGCGAUGGUCUAUUUUCUAUUGCGCCAUGGUGCGGAUGUAAAUCAGAGAUGCUAUGGAUCCUUCUUUUGUGCGGACGAUCAAAAAGCUUCGCGAACCGAUUCGUUGGAAUAUGAAUGGGUCGAUUUAACGCAAAAUACAAAUUAUACAGGCCAAAUGUAUUGGGGUGAAUUUCCGCUGUCGUAUGCUGCUUGUACCAGCCAAGAAGAUUGUUUUCGUCUUUUGAGAGCUUUCAAGGCAAGUCCCAACCAACAAGACACCAAUGGGAAUACUGUACUCCAUAUUCAAGCAUUUUCCAUUAUCUUCCUGGCUUGUGAACGAGAGGAAAGUGUGUAUAUGCAACAACAAAAUUUGACUACUAUUGAUUACUCCAAAAAAUUCACGAAUAUCAUGAAGACUCCUUGGGCUUCAUUAAUGCGCAUGUUUAUCAUGAGCGUCGGUGAAUUCUCGGCUUUUUAUAAAAAUCUGCAUGAGUUUUCCGUGAUGUUGUUAAACCUGCUUAUUGCAAUGAUGACACGAACUUAUGAAAAGAUUGCUGAAGCGGAGAAGGAAUGGAAAAGACAGUGGGCUAAAGUCAUUCUCAUGAUGGAGCAAUCGAUAACAACAUCCGCUCGAAAGCUGGCGCUCUUUCGGUAUUCCCGGCCUCUCAAAUCGAAUAUUCGCCAGCGAGCUUUUAUCGUACUCGAGAAAGGAGCGGGCCAAUGCCAGGAAAUCCAUUCGGAGGAAGUCAAGAAACGACCGAGCAUGAUCCGCCUAUCACCCCAUAUUCAAAUCACCCGGUCAAGCUUCCGGUCCAAUGGGUCGAAGCGC
Messenger RNA from Mesorhabditis spiculigera, 1290 nucleotides. NCBI's taxonomy places the organism in Eukaryota, Metazoa, Nematoda, Chromadorea, Rhabditida, Rhabditidae. The record is from the annotation of a GenBank genome assembly.